CAGGAUAUGCACGGCGCACGAUAUGCGCAGUGCAGGCUAUGCACAGUGGAAAAUGCACAAUACGCACCAAGUAAAGGCGCAGAAUAUGCCCAGCGCAUGCUAGGUGCAAGUGCAGGCUAUGCACAGUCGAGAAAAGCACAAUACGCACCAAGUAAAGGUGCAGAAUAUGCCCAGCGCAUGCUAGGCGCACGUGCAGGCUAUGCACGGUCGAAAAUGCACAAUAUGCACAACAGGAAGGGCGCAGACUAUGCGCAGCGCACGAUAGGCGCAGUGCAGGCUAUGCACAGUCGAAAAUGCACGAUAUGCAUGGUGGAAAAUGUGCAGGCUAUGCACCGUCGAAAAUGCACGAUAUGCAGUCGAAAUAUGCACGAUAUGCACGCUGGAAAAACGCAGGAUAUGCGCAGCGCAGGCUAUGCACCGUCUAAAAAUGCACAGAGUGCAGGGCAGGAACAUGCAUGAUAUGCACAGAAGCAAAGACACUGGAGAUGCGCAGCAGAGAUCAUGCAAAAUAUGCACAACAGUUACAACUCACUAAAUUCGAAGUAAUUAUUGACGCUAUGUGGCCCAGGCCAGCGGCUGGGUCAAGACCAACGGUCCAGAAUGAGCUGAGACCAUAGAAUGUCCCUGCAGCGUUGUUAGACAACGCCAGGAACCCAAAAGAACGAAAAUAUGCGAUAAUAUCGCACCAAGUGCGAUUAAAUCGCAGGAUUUGAACGCCCAAUAAGAAUGGGAGGGAAACCCGAAUAAGAGCGGAAUUGAAGCGAAGAGGUGUCUCCAGCAUGCAGGGCUUGG
Molecule: messenger RNA, 792 nt
Organism: Mycena citricolor
Lineage: Eukaryota; Fungi; Basidiomycota; Agaricomycetes; Agaricales; Mycenaceae
Source: the annotation of a GenBank genome assembly